This is a messenger RNA of Brugia malayi, 246 nucleotides long. RefSeq lists its product as uncharacterized. The record is from RefSeq and is a predicted model, not a curated record. The transcript is spliced from 3 exons. Bases 1 to 246 code for a protein of 81 amino acids. NCBI's taxonomy places the organism in Eukaryota, Metazoa, Nematoda, Chromadorea, Rhabditida, Onchocercidae.
AUGUCUACAUUUAAAGUAUUAAUCUUAGCAGUUUUGCUUGUUAUUAACCAUUUUUGUAACACUGAUUCUAAACAAUUACAAGACAGUGAUUUAUUCAGAGGUGGCUUUGAACCAAUGCGAUAUUAUUUCAAUCCAAGUGAUUCAUACAUUGGUAAACGUGUACCAAAUCCAGCAGAUAUGAUGAUACGCUUCGGGAAACGUUCUGCAACGUUUGAUGCACCAACUGGCGAUCUUAAUGAUGAAUAA